Messenger RNA from Calidris pugnax (ruff), 1770 nucleotides. RefSeq names its product golgin A7 (gene GOLGA7). Lineage: Eukaryota; Metazoa; Chordata; Aves; Charadriiformes; Scolopacidae. The transcript is spliced from 5 exons. Gene Ontology annotation, biological process: peptidyl-L-cysteine S-palmitoylation; protein targeting to membrane; Golgi to plasma membrane protein transport. The record is from RefSeq and is a predicted model, not a curated record. Gene Ontology annotation, cellular component: palmitoyltransferase complex; Golgi stack. The coding region runs from base 88 to 501 and encodes 137 amino acids.
GCGACAGCCGUAAGUGCGCGGGGUGGCCGGCGGAGCGGAGUGGUGUGGGCGGCGGCGGCCGCGAGCGGCGGCGGCGGCGGCGGCGCGAUGAGGCCGCAGCAGGCGCCAGUGUCGGGCAAGGUGUUUAUCCAGCGCGACUACAGCGGCGGGACGCGCUGCCAGUUCCAGAGCAAGUUCCCGGCCGAGCUGGAGAACAGGAUUGACAGGCAGCAGUUUGAAGAGACUGUCCGAACACUGAAUAACCUCUAUGCAGAAGCUGAAAAACUUGGGGGCCAAUCUUACCUGGAAGGGUGUCUCGCCUGUCUGACUGCCUAUACCAUCUUCUUGUGCAUGGAAACACAUUAUGAAAAGGUUCUAAAGAAAAUUGCCAAGUUCAUUCAGGAACAGAACGAGAAGAUCUAUGCUCCUCAGGGCCUCCUCCUGACAGACCCCAUUGAAAGAGGACUAAGAGUUAUUGAAAUUACCAUUUAUGAAGACAGAGGUAUGACCAGUGGAAGAUAAAACUGUGGACUCUCAGCAGACAGCUCCAGAGUGGACUCGCUGUAUUGAAGUUCCCCUACCUCCUACUUUAGAGCAUCAUUCCUUUCUCUGCUGCCGGAUCCACAGUGCCAUCUACUAAAAGGACUAACUUCCUAAAACUGCUCCACGUGGGGUGACCUUGCUGGUCAGCAUCCAUUUUGUGGCAAACUUUGUAGGGUUUUUUUUUUCUCAAGAAAAAGCAGUAAUGGUAAAGCUACGUACUUUUCUGAAAGAAUCGGGGCGCUUAGCCCAGCAGAAGUCUAGUUUUAGUCCCGUAAGCGCAGUGCUGUUCCUCCCUAGUCCGUGAGCCCUCUGUCCAUCAGUCGGGCUUUGGAAGCUACAAGUCAGAGUUGGGAAUUUUCCAGAAACGAGGCCUUUGCUCCCAUUCCGUAUUGGAGUGAGGGGAGAUGUGGAGCCUCUGCAUGGCCAGGAAGGACUUAAGGCAACGAGCAUUUUACACUCCCUGUGCUGAUUCUUGUGGAAAAACGGAAGGCAAAGUGUUAUUUGUUUUAAUGUCUGGUUGUUCCUAGAAGGGGGAGGAAUAGCCAGACUUUAUUACUGGUGUUUUUUCUACUGCUGUAUCUGUGCUGUUGUUGCAUCUGUCAAUGCUCGCCAGGAGAGGGGGUCAAUUCGUGGAAGUACAAUAAAAUGGAUGCUGAAUCCAUAAACGUAACAAUUCCUGCCCUGCUCUGAUUAAUAUGUGAAGUGUAAAACUGUUUCUUUAUGGGUUUGUUACAUAUAAUUUAUAGGAAAACCUUGAUUUGACAAGCUGUUAGAUGUUGUAUAAGACGGUUUCUCAGUUCUGUCUGCUGGCGCACUCUCGGGGCGUAGAACUGUGCGUUAUUUCCUGUCCCCCACGCACCCACCUUCCCCAGCAACACCCACAACAGUGAAGUUCCUACAAACCCAGCUGGCUUAGCAUUUUCUCUAGUAUCCUUCUCCCUUGUCCCUACACGAGGAUGUCCUGGGCUAGGUUGUAAUUGUCCAAUUGUAGAAGGAAUUUGAGAAUUUAGAAAAGGAGAAGAUAUUGCAGAGCAGAUGGAGUUUUGGCUUCGGUGGUGCUGCAGGUGCUAAUUCUGGAGCUGAAAUUCCAGGCUUAUUACUCAGCCACUGAUUCUUUUUUUUUUUUAUUUGUUUAAUAUUUUAAUUGUAUAAAACUUGUUUUUUCUAAACUGUAACAGUGUUUGCCUUUCACAUCUGUUGCAAUAUUGGCGGAAGUACUAAUGGAUUAGUAAAUUUUUUCCUAAACCA